AUGAGUUUGAUACUUAAGAAUUUAAAUUUAUGCCAUGUAAAUUUCGUAUCGCGUUUUGUACAUCAACAAGACGUAAACCAUAAUGAGCAAAUAGAAUUUAUGAAAACAAUUAUAGAAAAUCAAAAAAGUGAUUGGACUAAAAUAAAAGAUGAUGUUUUGUGCAAGCCGGGCUUGUUAAACUCAAAGAAUAUCGAUGCUGUUAUGUUAAAGGUGUUAGUAACUGACAAAAAAUUUGAUAUGGCUUUAUCUUUUGCUAAAUAUUUAAAAUCCUCUCACAAUGAAAUGUCAUUAGGUGCAAUUAAUGCUAUAUUAAAUCUUUAUUACGAAUAUGCAAAGGAGAAUAAACUUUCAGAUGAUGAAACACAGUUUAUAUUAGAUACCCAUAAAAGUUUGUAUGAAAAAUACAAAAUAUUAGAUUCUACUACUUGCGAAAAACUGCUGCAUGCACUUUGCUCAAUAAAUGAAUGGAAACUAGGUAUAAAAGUUCUUGAUGAUAUCAAUCUAACUAAUACUCCUAGUCAUUCAGCUUAUAGUUUUUUGAUAGCUACAUUAUUUAAGAACAAUAAAAGAGCGGAAGCUUUGAAAAUGAUAGAGAAAAGUGUACAAAACAGAAGGCCUCUACAAGAUAUAGUUUAUGACGAAUGGAUGAAAUACAUUCUUAGAAAAUAUAAAGAUAAGAAAAUUUUAUUGAAACAUUUAAAUGAGAUAUGUCAACACGUAUCUAACAACUCUGCUGUUGUGUCUGCAGUGACUGCUAAGAGGUUGAAAGAAUCUUACGAAUCUUUGAAUUGGAAUGGAAAUUUUACACAAAUAACACAACAAAGUGGCCAAUGCAUGUGUUGUAACCAAACUUUGGAUUGCUUAACAUUAUCUGAAGAAGAAUUUAGUAUAUUACAGAAGAAUGUCAAAGAAAAACUAAUAGUUGGUUCAGAUUUAUUUUUAAAAACAUCACCCGAUGAAUUAAAAAGGUUUUUAGAUUUUGUAAAUAGAACGUCACCAUAUGAUAUAGUUUUAGAUGCUUUGAACAUAGCCUAUUCUGUGGGAAAAUCAGAAAUUCACAAUAGGAUAAAAAUUCUUGGAACUGUAAUAGAUUAUUUUCUUCAAAAGAAGAAAAGAAUAUUACUUCUCGGUAGGAAACAUAUGCUUAAAUGGAGACAGAUACAUAAUUUAACAAGCAGAACAGAGAGCUUCUUUAUUGAUGAUAUUUCACAGGAUGAUCCAUAUUUCAUAACAGCGGCAAUAUUAAGUGGUGCUCAUACAGAUAUAGUCUCCAGAGAUUUGCUUCGAGGUCACAGAUUCUUGAUGCAGAAAGAGCAGUUAAAACGAUUAUUUCAACGGUGGCAAUGGCAACAUCAGUGGAUGGUUUUUGUGCCUACAUAUAAACCAGUUAUUCAGCCACCAUUAAAGUUCACACCUAUCGCUCAAAGUAAUAAAAGUGGAUGGCAUCUACCUUAUUUAUCAGAAAAGAGUUCAACUAUAGGACAAGUUAAUACUGGUAUUCCUGAUUGUUCUUCAUGGCUUUGCUUAAGACAAAAUUCGAAAUAAUGAGUUGCUUUAGUCUAAAAUUAUUACAAACAAAAUGUAAAUGAAGUGUAUGUAUGUGUGAAGUGUAUGUUGUACUAUGUGUAUGUUA
Molecule: messenger RNA, 1633 nt
Organism: Melitaea cinxia (Glanville fritillary)
Lineage: Eukaryota; Metazoa; Arthropoda; Insecta; Lepidoptera; Nymphalidae
Gene: mldr
Product: mitochondrial ribonuclease P catalytic subunit
Exons: 5
Coding region: 1-1545 (514 amino acids)
Biological process (GO): mitochondrial tRNA 5'-end processing; tRNA 5'-leader removal
Cellular component (GO): mitochondrion; mitochondrial ribonuclease P complex
Molecular function (GO): ribonuclease P activity; protein binding
Source: RefSeq, a predicted model, not a curated record